UUAAGAUUGACUCAAAAGGUAGAGUAGAGCUUAAAUGCAUUUUGAAACUUGCUAAUUAUCACUUGCCAUCCUACUUUUGAUUUUGGUGCUCAAAAGGACAAACCAAUAAGGUUGGUGGUUAAGCUCGACUAUAACAAACAAUACUUUCAAGUAGAGGGUUGGCCAUCUGCUUUGCACUUGAAUAGACAUGCAAGAAGUUUGAGCAGGUUUUGGGAUUGGUGUAGGAUGGAGGAGCCCAGAAGGCUGGUCUUCUGUGCAACUCCACUGAUCUGCUUGCUUCUUCUCCCUUUGCUCUACACUGUAUUUUUCAGAUCAAAUGCUGUUCCAUUUGAUCAAUGGAAGCAACAGUUAUCACCUUGGAGUGGCUAUGGCAACACCAGAGAGGUUGGUGAAGCCGUGGAAGAUCAACAAGAGCUGAAUUCUGUCUUGAGAAGACUCGUAAGAGGUGAUGAUCGAAUCCAACUUGACGCCACCGGACUUGCUUGCCAUUCUGACCUUCACACCGAUGUCUGUGUUUCCAAUAGACCAGUACGGAUUGAUCUUCGCACGAUGACAGUUUACGCACCACACAGUUUCAGUGAAAGUAUGCCCAAAGCCAAUCGCAUAGUCCGGCCAUAUGCAAGGAAAGAAGAUAAAACCGCCAUGGAUUUAGUUUCACCGGUGCAAAUACUGCAGGGAAACAUCACACUUCCAGCUUGUCACCAUACCCAUUACGUCCCGGCCAUCAUCUUCUCAUCGGGUGGCUUCAUAGGAAACUUAUUCCAUGAAUUCAAUGAAAUCAUCAUCCCUCUGUUCAUCACAUCUCACCACUUCCGAUCUCGCUUAAGCUUUAUCAUCACCGAUUUCAGGCCUUGGUUCGUUAGAAGAUAUUCCCAGAUUCUGGCCCACCUGUCUCAUUACGAAACUAUUAAUCCAGCUGUAAAUGGAACUGUGCAUUGCUUUCCAGGAGCUGUUGUCGGGCUUCACUACCACGACAAUCUCGCCUUGAACACCACUGCCAUACCUGGAGGGUACUCUAUGUCUGAUUUCAGGCAGCAGUUUCUCAGAGAAGCAUAUAAUCUGAAGAGACAGAACUUGACAGAGACGGAAAGGCCGGUGUUGAUUCUUAUAUCGCGUUCGAAGACAAGAAUGUUUCUGAAUGAAGAUGACAUGGUGAGGAUGAUGGAAGAACUAGGCUUCAGAGUUGUUAUCACAUUGCCUCACAGAAUGUCCAAUUUCAGCAAGUUUGCAAAGGAGUUGAACUCAUGCAGUGUGCUUGUCGGUGCCCAUGGUGCUGGGCUUACAAAUGCCCUAUUCUUGCCCCCGGGGGCUGUCUUGCUGCAAGUGGUGCCGCUGGGGCUAGAUUGGGCCUCAACCCACUACUUUGGCAGACCAGCCAGCGAAAUGGGCUUGCAAUAUGUAGAGUACAAGAUUGAACCAGAAGAAAGCUCUCUCCUCGAGCUGUACGGCCGAGAACACCCUGUGAUCACUAAUCCGGCAUCAUUAUUCUUGAAAGGCUACAAAGUUGCCAGGGCUGUGUAUAUUGACAGGCAGAAUCUGAAUAUCAAUCUCACAAGGUUUAGGGAGACUCUUGUUCAAGCACUUCGACUUCUUGGACACUCAGCUACUAUGGCUUGAAGAAACCAAUUUCUGUGAUCAUCUUUCUUGUUUUUCCAGUGAAGAUCCAAUCAAGUACAAAGAGAAAUUUGUGUUAUUUGGAAGAGAAAUAAAUGAUAAAACAUAGGCAUGUAUAAAAUAUUUAUUCAUCCAUGUUAGUAUUUGUUCUGAAAGGCAGUUGGCAAUCUAUAUAGACAUUCAGAUCCAGAAACAUCCUGUUGACACAGGUUCAAGC
Molecule: messenger RNA, 1831 nt
Organism: Camellia sinensis
Lineage: Eukaryota; Viridiplantae; Streptophyta; Magnoliopsida; Ericales; Theaceae
Product: alpha-1,3-arabinosyltransferase XAT3
Molecular function (GO): glycosyltransferase activity
Source: RefSeq, a predicted model, not a curated record